Molecule: messenger RNA, 710 nt
Organism: Cebus imitator (Panamanian white-faced capuchin)
Lineage: Eukaryota; Metazoa; Chordata; Mammalia; Primates; Cebidae
Product: histone H2A type 1-like
Exons: 1
Coding region: 114-563 (149 amino acids)
Cellular component (GO): nucleosome
Molecular function (GO): protein heterodimerization activity; structural constituent of chromatin; DNA binding
Source: RefSeq, a predicted model, not a curated record
AACAAGUAACUUAUAGAUGGAAUUCUGGGCUUCAGAUUUUUAAAACAUUUAAAAAAAAUACUAGCCAAUAAACACUCAAGAUUUAUCAAGGAAUCCAAAGAUUAACUAUAAGAAUGACUCAGCAAAGCUGUUCUUUGCCCUUCGUUGAUCGUUUCUUCAUCAUGUCCGGACACAGCAAGCAGGGAGGUAAAGCCCGCACCACAGCUAAGACCCGCUGUUCUCCGGACAGGCUCCAGUUCCCCGUGGGCCUCGUGGGCCGCGUGCACCGCCUGCUCCGCAAGGGCAACUACGCUAAGCCGGCUGGGGCCAGCGCACCAGUCUACCUGGUGGUGGUGCUGAAGUACCUGACGGCCGAGAUCCUGGAGCCGGUGGGCAACGCGGGACAUGACAACAAGAAGACCCACAUCAUCCUGCGCCACCUGCAGCUGGCCAUCCACAACGAUGAGGAGCUCAACAAGCUGCUGGGCAAGGUCACCAUCACGCAGGGUGGUGUCCUGCCCAACAUUCAGGCCAUGCUGCUGCCCAAGAAGAUCGAGAACCACCACAAGGCCAAGGGCAAAUAAUGUCUCCAUAAAUCACUUUACAAUACAAUGGCUCUUUUCAGAGCCAUCGAAUCCAAGCUGGAAAACACUCUUCAGGAUAUUAUCCAGGAAAACUUACCCCCAGCCUAGCAAGGCAGGCCAAUAUUCAAGUCCAGGAAAUACAGAGAA